UACAGUAGACUACUAUCAUCGACUCAUAUGAGUAGAGUGAGUCAGGCUAGUAGUAGCUUGACAGUUACCUUUUCCACCUAAACCCAAGCGUUAUGUCGGGCAAACCAUAAUGAGCUCGGCGAGAAGUUACCAAGUGACUCAGUGCGAAGGACAAGAUGUGAAGACCAACGGAAUGGCAGUUAACGGGGCAAAUACCGAAGCAGCUGUACUUUGGUUUAGCGUUACAUCUUAUAAACCGUUUGGUCUGUGGCUUGCUUAGCUAACGCCGCGAGCCCACCCCGGUGGACUCUGUGUGACAGUAGGACUUCGAAGACAGACGGACAGAGUUGUGUGGAUUUUGAAAAACUCAAGCAACCACAGCAGCAUACCAGAAGACAACACGCAGAGUGGUUUGUGUCAAGCAGCACAUGGCCUGUAUUAUGCUGACAGACAUGGAGCCACCCAUCUCCGGCCCCACAGCACAUCUUAACGGCCUCCUCCCUGACCUCGCCACAGCCACUGGACUCGACCCCAAGCAGGACACGGAUGUCACCUGCCUUACUGUCCACCUUUACUACCUGGGGAAGGAUGGAGGAGAGGCUGGUUCCAAAAACGGUUCAGAAAGUGCACUCACAUUUCCACCUGGGGAGUACGUAGCAGAGGAACUGUGCAUCAGUGCAGCGAAAGCAUGUGGGAUUGCUCCAGUGUACUGCAACCUGUUUGGCCUGAUGAGGGAAAGUGACCGGAUAUGGUUCCCCCCUAAUCACAUCUUUAAACUGCAGCAGCCAGCCAGUGAGAGCCUGCACUUCAGAAUCAGAUACUAUUUUCCUGGCUGGUAUAACAGCGGAAACUCAUUGUAUGCCCACCGCUAUGGUGUGUCCAAGGGGACAGAGAGCCCUGUGAUGGAUGAUUGUGUCAUGGCAUACCAAUUCUUUCAGAGGCGUAGUGACUUUCUAAGUGGAUGGGUUCAUAUUCCGGUAAGCCACGAGGCCCAGGAAGAGUGUUUGGGCAUGGCGGUGCUGGACAUGAUGAGGCUCGCCAAAGAGAGUAAUCAGUCACCUGUGGACAUCUACAAUUAUACCAGCUAUAAAUCCUUCCUGCCGAGAUGCAUGCAAAGCCGCAUCCAGGAAUAUAACAUCUUGACACGGAAGAGGAUCCGCUAUCGCUUCAAGAAGUUCAUACAGCAGUUCAGUGAAUGCAAGGCCACGGUAUGCAACCUCAAGCUCAAAUACCUGAUGAGCCUGGAGAUGCUGAUACCCUCCCUCUACUCUGAGCGCUUCCAUGUCACUGACCUCUCCGCACGUGAGGUUACCAUCGUUGUCAUGGGAAACACGGGCAUCCAGUGGUCUAAAGGGAAAGAAGAGGGAGCAGAGGAGGAGCUACAAACAUACUGUGACUUCCCCGAGGUGAUCGACAUCAGCAUCAAACAGGCCAAUAAGGAAGGCUCAGUGGAGAGUCGCAUAGUUACCCUCACCAGACAGGACAACCAGAUCCUGGAACUGGAGUUCCAUUCGCUCCCAGAGGCUCUGUCAUUCGUAUCUUUAGUUGACGGGUAUUACAGACUGGUUGCAGAUGCUCAUCACUAUCUGUGUAAAGAGGUAGCUCCACCAAGACUUCUGGAGUGCAUUCAAAGCUACUGCCACGGCCCUGUGUCGAUGGAGUUUACGAUUGGUAAGCUGCGUCGCUCUGGUAACCACCAAGGCCUGUACAUCCUUCGCUGCAGCCCCAGGGACUACGACAAAUACUUCAUAUCCUUUGUGGUCGGGCAUGAAACUAUGGUGGACUAUAAACACUGUCAGAUUGUGAAGACGGAGUCAGGAGAGUACAAUCUGAGUGGUGCAAAAAAGAGCUUCGGCUCACUCAGGGAACUUCUGCACUGCUACCAGAAGGAGGCGCUGCGCACUGAUGGAUACACAUUCCAGCUGACCAGUUGCUGCUCACCCAGCUUUAAAGAUAAAUCCAACCUGGUGGUGUGCAGAAAUAAUCAAGGGGCAGAUGUUCAACUGUCUCCUUCGCUCCACAAACACAACAUCAGCCAGAUGGUCUUCCACAAGAUCCGAAAAGAGGACCUCGUCAUCAAUGAAAGUCUUGGCCAAGGAACUUUCACCAAGAUAUUCUGCGGUGUGAGGAAGGAGCUAGGAGACUACGGAGAGAUACACCAGAUAGACGUUGUUAUCAAGAUCCUGGACAAGGCACACCGCAACUAUUCAGAGUCCUUCUUUGAAGCAGCCAGUAUGAUGAGCCAGCUUUCCCACAAACACAUACUUCUCAACUAUGGCGUGUGUGUUUGUGGCAAUGAGAACAUGAUGGUGCAGGAGUAUGGUAAAUUUGGUUCCUUGGACACCUACCUGAAAAAGAAUAAAAGCUGUGUUAACAUCACCUGGAAGCUAGAAGUGGCCAAGCAGCUAUCCUGGGCUAUGCACUACCUGGAGGAUAAGGGCCUCAUUCAUGGAAAUGUUUGUGCCAAGAAUGUUCUUCUGAUCAGAAAGGAGGAUCGGAUGACAGGCAGCCUGCCCUUUAUCAAACUCAGUGACCCGGGUAUUAGCAUCACCGUGCUGCCCAAAGAAGUUCUGGUGGAGCGUAUCCCAUGGGUGCCCCCUGAAUGCAUUGAAAACCCCCAAAACCUGAGUUUAGCCACAGACAAGUGGGGCUUUGGGACCACCCUUUGGGAGAUCUGCAGUGGCGGAGACAAACCACUCAGCACCCUGGACUGCUCCAAGAAGAACUUGUUCUACGAGGACAGGCACCAGCUGCCGGCUCCUAAAUGGACAGAGCUGGCCAAUCUGAUUAACAGCUGCAUGGACUAUGAGCCCUCACACCGACCCUCCUUCAGAGCAAUUAUCAGAGAUCUCAACAGCCUCUUUACACCAGAUUAUGAACUGCUGGUGGAAAGCGACAUAGUGCCCAACAGGACAAGAGGCUUUGGCUUCCCGUGGGCUUCCGAGAACCAGGACCCCGCACAGUUUGAGGAGAGGCACCUCAUUUUUCUCAAGCAACUGGGCAAAGGAAACUUUGGCAGCGUGGAGAUGUGCAGGUACGACCCCCUGCAGGACAGCACAGGGGAGGUGGUGGCCGUAAAGAAACUACAGCACAGCACAGCCGAGCACCUCAGGGACUUUGAGCGUGAAAUCGAGAUCCUCAAAUCCCUUCAGCACGAAAACAUUGUCAAAUACAAAGGGGUCUGCUACAGUGCCGGACGACGGAACCUGCGCCUUAUCAUGGAGUAUCUCCCCUACGGCAGCUUGAGAGAUUACCUCAUCAAACACAAGGACCGCUUUGAUUUCAACAAACUGCUGCACUAUGCAUCACAGAUUUGCAAGGGCAUGGACUACCUCGCCACUAAGCGAUACAUCCACAGAGACCUGGCCACGAGGAACAUUCUGGUGGAGAGCGAGAUGAGGGUGAAGAUUGGGGAUUUUGGUCUGACCAAGGUGCUGCCGCAGGACAAAGAGUACUACACUGUCAGAGAGCCUGGGGAAAGCCCCAUCUUUUGGUAUGCUCCAGAGUCGCUGACGGAGAGCAAGUUCUCUGUGGGAUCAGACGUUUGGAGUUUCGGUGUUGUCCUCUACGAACUCUUCACAUGCAGCGACAAGAACUGCAGCCCACCAGCGGUAUUUAUGGACAAGAUGGGAAAUGAAAAGCAAGGCCAGAUGAUUGUCUACCAUCUGAUAGACCUGCUGAAACAAGGAUAUAGGUUGCCUGCUCCUGAUAAUUGUCCAAAGGAGAUUUACAAGAUUAUGACCGAGUGCUGGAGCAGUGAUCCGAGACUGCGUCCUACUUUCAAGACAUUAAUCCACAGUGUGGAGACUGUACGAGACAGCAGUGACAGAUGAACCUUUGACCUGUAGGUGUUGACUGGCGGGAGCCAGUCCUCACAGAUCUGAACAGAACAACGAAUGUCUUUGUGACGUCUUGGUUUACUGCAGUGAUGCAGUCAGUUGUCGGAAGUGUACUUGUUUUUAUUUUGGUGCUCGGUAUUUCUGUCAGCCUAUUUUGAACAUUUACUUAAAAAAGGAUGCUAAUUGGUAAUAUCCACUUGCUAUGAUGGAUCAUAUUAAUAAGUACACUACAUCUGACUCAAAUAAAAGCUUUAUCAGAUGCCUUUUAAGAACAUUUUAUUUUGGGAUAAAUUAUUUAUUUGUGUAUGCUGUUUUACAAAUUGAAUUUGAUGAUUCACAGAGUGGGGACAUGUAACUUGUGUUGAAACCUGCAUCAACUAGCAGCAUUUCCUUUGUUAAUGCUUAGACAUUUGAUGUCAUACUUUUAUUGUUGUAAAAUGAGCAGAAACUUCUUUUAUUUAACCAAAGUGUGCUCAGACUUGUAAAUACUGGAACUAAACAGGGAUCAUUCUGCUGACACCUAGACAGACUUCUGCUUGGUAGUUUUAAGAAGAUAAAAGACAGAACCAUAAAUGUAAAGCCCCGGCUGUCUGCUGUCACAGUGGUACCCAUCAGAAACAUCUCUACAGGUAGCUUGGAGUUACAUUUCUGCUCAUUGAGUUUUACAGAUAUUAUUGCUCAUCAAGGUGGAUUAUGUGUGUUUUCUGAGAUGAUGAAGCAACAGCCCAUAAUUCUUUUUUAAUGUUCAUUAUAACUAUACAUUACACCACAUUAUAGAGACCAGCCUUUACACAAAUCAACUGUUAUCUGUCAAUACAGAAAAGACACAGCAGCAACUGCUCAGAAAUCUCUGGGUCACUAGUAGUGUCAUAUCAUGGACAAUAUCAUUUCUCUUUUUUUUUCAG
Molecule: messenger RNA, 4723 nt
Organism: Etheostoma cragini (Arkansas darter)
Lineage: Eukaryota; Metazoa; Chordata; Actinopteri; Perciformes; Percidae
Gene: jak2a
Product: Janus kinase 2a
Exons: 24
Coding region: 408-3812 (1134 amino acids)
Biological process (GO): peptidyl-tyrosine phosphorylation; cell surface receptor signaling pathway via JAK-STAT; hemopoiesis
Cellular component (GO): cytosol; cytoskeleton; membrane
Molecular function (GO): non-membrane spanning protein tyrosine kinase activity; ATP binding; cytokine receptor binding
Source: RefSeq, a predicted model, not a curated record